Messenger RNA from Punctularia strigosozonata HHB-11173 SS5, 780 nucleotides. RefSeq lists its product as uncharacterized. Gene Ontology annotation, molecular function: nucleic acid binding; zinc ion binding. NCBI's taxonomy places the organism in Eukaryota, Fungi, Basidiomycota, Agaricomycetes, Corticiales, Punctulariaceae. The record is from RefSeq and is a predicted model, not a curated record. The transcript has a single exon. The annotation marks the transcript as partial.
AAGUACGAGCCGCCUCGCAAAUUCAACGGCAAAGUCGAGCAGGUCAAACUCUUCCUCGACGAGGUCGAGAACGGCUUGUUCCACGAGCAAAACACGAUCACGACGGACUAUGCCCGAGCGAUCUGGUUCUCCGGCUACCUCGGCGACGGGAACCCCAAGUCUUGGUGGUUCUCGGUGAAGACUCAAAAUCCGGCGCUCCUCAACAGCUGGGGGGACCUGAUCGACGCAUUCAAGAGUCAUUUCGGGGAACCCAACGCGGCGGCGAGCGCGUUGCGAAAGCUUCGCGCUCUCCGCCAAAAUGGCGCGUGUUCUACGUAUACCGCGCGUUUCAAAGAACUACUCGUCUAUUUAGAUUUCACCGAGGCGACGAAGAUCGAGGAGUACAAGUCGCGCCUCAAGCCCGCGGUCCGCGAGAAGAUGAUCACGGUCAGACCGAAGCCGAUGACUCUCGACGCGUACGCCGAAAUCGCCAUCGAGUUCGACAACGAGAUGCACGAGUACAAGCUCGACUUCGAGAGCGAGAAGAAGACACCCUCGUCCUCCUCGUCGGCUCCCCGCCCUUCGACGUCGACCCCAGCCCCCGCCAUCACCGCCUAUGUCGCACCGGCAGACCCAAACGCCAUGCAAAUUGACGCCGUGCGCCACUCCGCGCGUCCUCGCGGCAAGCUCACGGCGGACGAACGCAACCGCCGCAUCGCCGCCGGCCUCUGCACGUAUUGCGGAGGUUCGGGCCACUACGCGAACGACUGCCCAAAUAAGUCGGACGCCGCGAAGAAGCGC